AUAUCCAGCUUACCCCUUCGGCUCACGGCUGUAUGCUUCUACAGGGGAUGGUCUUCCGUUUAACGCGAAUAAACUGAGUUGAGUUAAUUAGGAUACGGUUGGGUAUUUUGUUAAGACUAGUAGCUGUCACAACAAAACAGGUAAACAUGACGACGCGAUCGGAAAGGGAGAAGGCUCAGAAACUCAACGAACAGCAUCAGGCCAUCCUCGCCAAAAUGCUAAGGGAAGAGGAUAACAAAUACUGCGCCGACUGUGAGGCGAAAGGGCCACGAUGGGCCUCCUGGAACCUUGGUGUAUUUAUUUGUAUCCGAUGUGCCGGCAUCCACCGGAACCUGGGAGUGCACAUAUCACGCGUCAAAUCCGUCAACCUGGACCAAUGGACCCCAGAGCAGAUCCAGAGCGUGCAGAGUAUGGGCAACACCAAGGCCAGACUGCUGUAUGAGGCUCACCUGCCAGAGAACUUCAGACGACCACAAACUGACCAAGCGGUGGAGUUUUUCAUCAGGGACAAGUAUGAGAAGAAAAAAUACUACGACAAGAACGGCGUGAAUGGAUCCAUCAGCAAGGAACGAGAGAGGAAGAAAGAGGAGAAGAAGAGAGAGAAGGACACAGACAAAGGGACUAAGUCGACAGCCUUGGACAAGAAGAGAGAGGAGAUCCAGACGGACUCCAGAGCCAGCCCUAAGAAGAGCGCCGAGCCUGCUAUCGACCUGCUGGGCCUGGAUGCUCCAGCGGCCAGUUCCUCUAGCAGUGCGGCGACAUCAGCAGCUCAGAUCAGCGAUGACCUGGACAUUUUCGGGCCCAUGGUGUCCAACCCUCUCCCCUCAGGCACCACCACAGCACCCCCUCAGGCCAGUAAAGCACCGGGCAGCUCAGCAACUGUGGCGUCCAGUGGGGGGGCCCCAGCAGGACCAGGAGGGGCCCCCCCUGCCCAGGGAGACCUGGACCUUUUCAGCGAGAGCAGCAGCACUGGAGCAAAGGCAGAGGACACAGCAAAGAAACCACUGUCCAAGGACUCCAUCCUGUCUCUGUAUGGCUCCAGCACCAUACCCCAACAACCUGCCCAAGCGGCCAUGUUCAUGGGCGCCUCUCAGAUGCAGUUUCCCACGCAGCCUCAGGCGAACUUCCAGGCCUUUCCAGGAAUGGGCGGGGCUAUGCCUCCAACCACCAUGAUGGGCGCGGUCAUGGGCCAGGGUGGGGCCAUGAUGGGCCAAAACACCGGGAUGAUGGUUGGCAUGACGAUGCCCAACGGCUUCAUGGGAAACGCGCAGACGGGAGUUAUGGGCCUGGCCCCAGGCAUGAUGGGAGGCCAGCCGGCGGCCAUGCCAGCAGGCGUGGUACCCCCGCAAAACAUGUAUGCCAUGCAGCCUGGACAACAGCCCCAGUGGAGCAUGGGACAGAUGAGCCAGCAGAUGUCUGCCAUGAAUCUGAAUGGGGCCGGAGUCCCGGUGGCGUUUGGGCAGCCAGGGGCCCCUAUGGGAGGCUGGGUAGGGCCCCCAUCUGGUCAGACCCUCAGUACCCAGCUCUGGAAGUGAGCGGCCAACUCAGAGGAAGGAGGGCGAGAGAAAAGGGACCCUCCCCCUCCUUCCGCCGGCCCCUCCCUCGCCAGGCCGCCCGCGCACACUCAGAGUGUUAUCCUCGUACUGAUUCUGUGGUUUUUGUUUUUUUCUCCUUUGCGACCGUAACCUUCUCCGGAGAGUGUCCGCUCGACCUUACCCCUCGUCUGUCGAUUCAGACUGACAAAAGAGUGUGGAGUUUAAAGAGACUGGCAGCUUUGUCCGUCUAAUUUGCAUUUUUUUUCUUCUUCUUCUUCUUCUUCUUCUUCUUCUUUUUCUUCAAUAUAUUUUUGGGUUUAAAAAGAAAAGAAAAAAAAAAAAAACAUAUCAGCAAAGAAAGCUGCUGGACCAAUUAUACAAGCGUCUAAUAUAUCAUUACCCAAUCAAUAGUGAGUAUAGUAUUUAAAUGGCAGAGAUAAGGCUAUCAUGUUUGUGAUCCAGUUCCCUCUCCCUCACACCCUGUGUAUAAACACCUCAUAGACCUUGUAGCAGAUAUCCUAUGAGCAGAUGUGAUGUAUGUAACCAUAUGAUAGAGAGACUUCCAAUGAUUCCACAUCUCUCCGUAGACCCCGCCCCCCGCCCCAUAGACCCCGCCUUCCGCCCCAUAGACCCCGCCUUCCGCCCCAAACCCAUACACAUGUAUUCCCACAUCUCCAUCCAUCUCUCCAUCCAUCCAUUCAUUCAUUCAUUCAUUCAUUCAUUCAUUCAUUCAUUCAUCAAACUCCAUCACCCCCCUCCCAACCCCACCGCGCUCCUCCCCUGCCCUCCAUCUUUACUGUGACGUUUUAAUGUGUGCAUUGCAGAAAAGCACAGUUAGCAAAGAGGCAAAUAAACCUGGACGACCUGACAGCAGUUUAACAGUUAACGGGGGAGGGGGGGGGGUGAUUGUUAGUCUAGGGUCGAGAUGGGGGAUUUGGGGCAAAUUAAUUUAGUUCAUUUAUUUGUAUGUGGGGGUGAGGAACGACAAGAUCGAACAAAAGGACAGUCACACACACACACACACACACACACACACAAACAAACAUACGCAUGCAGACGGACAUGUUAGUCUGGCCUGUGUGGCUGAGGUUACUCCUCUCAGACAGAGCCUGUCUGUGGGGUUACUCUUCUCAGACAGAGCCUGUCUGUGGGGUUACUCCUCUCAGACAGAGCCUGUCUGUGGGGUUACUCCUCUCAGACAGGGACUGUCUGUGGGGUUACUCCUCUCAGACAGGGCCUCUCUGUGGGGUUACUCCUCUCAGACAGGGCCUGUCUUUGGGGUUACUCCUCUUAGACAGAGCCUGUCUGUGGGGUUACUCCUCUUAGGCAGGGCCUCUCUGUGGGGUUACUCCUCUCAGACAGAGCCUGUCUGUGGGGUUACUCCUCUCAGACAGAGCCUGUCUGUGGAGUUACUCCUCUCAGACAGGGGCUGUCUGUGGGGUUACUCCUCUCAGACAGGGCCUCUCUGUGGGGUUACUCCUCUUAGACAGGGCCUCUCUGCUGUGCAAUAAUGUGAAAGCUCACACCUUGUCAUCCAGGUUUAUUUCCAUUAUGUGUUUACAUUUUCUGGUGCCUAGUACAGAGAAAUUUAAAAAGGAAAAAAAAAAAAAAAAAGAAACAAACAAAUGUUAUUUCUGUGCAUUAAACAGUGAAUAGCCAUGACUUACUAUGGUGUGAUCAUUUUGUCCAAUGACUCAUUUAUUGUAAAGUUUUCAUCUAUUAUGUUGUUUUUUUUUUCAUUCCUUUUAAAAGAGGGUCGUUUGGAAUAAAGAGUUGUAAUCCAC
This is a messenger RNA of Chanos chanos (milkfish), 3319 nucleotides long. RefSeq names its product small ArfGAP 1 (gene smap1). Gene Ontology annotation, cellular component: cytoplasm. Lineage: Eukaryota; Metazoa; Chordata; Actinopteri; Gonorynchiformes; Chanidae. The transcript has 10 exons. Gene Ontology annotation, biological process: regulation of clathrin-dependent endocytosis. Gene Ontology annotation, molecular function: GTPase activator activity; metal ion binding. The record is from RefSeq and is a predicted model, not a curated record. The coding region runs from base 147 to 1535 and encodes 462 amino acids.